AUGGCCAGAUUGAAACCACUAAUACAACCUCCAUUGAAACCACUACUACAACCUCCACUGAAACAACAACCUCCAUUGAAACCACAACAAUUACCUCCACUGAAACCACUACAAUAACCUCCACUGAAACCACAACAACAACCUCCACAUAAACCACCACAACAACAUCCAUUUAAACCACUGAAACCAAUACAACAACCUCCAUUGAAACAACUACAACAACCUCCAUUGAAACCACUACAACAACCUCCACUGAAACCACUACAACAACCUCCAUUUGAACCACUGAAACCACUACAACAACCUCCACUGAAACCACUGUGUAAACUGAAGUCUAUAAGUAAACUGAAGUCUAUGAGUAAACUGAAGUCUAUGAGUAAACUGAAGUCUAUGAGUAAACUGAAGUCUAUAAGUAAACCGAAGUCUAUGAGUAAAUUGAAGUCUAUGAGUAAACUGAAGUCUAUGAGUAAACUGAAGUCUAUGAGUAAACUGAAGUCUAUAAGUAAACCGAAGUCUAUGAGUAAACUGAAGUCUAUGAGUAAACUGAAGUCUAUAAGUAAACCGAAGUCUAUGAGUAAACUGAAGUCUAUGAGUAAACUGAAGUCUAUGAGUAAACUGAAGUCUAUGAGUAAACUGAAGUCUAUAAGUAAACUGAAGUCUAUGAGUAAACUGAAGUCUAUGAGUAAAUUGAAGUCUAUAAGUAAACUGAAGUCCAUGAGUAAACUGAAGUCUAUGAGUAAAUUGAAGUCUAUAAGUAAACUGAAGUCUAUAAGUAAACUGAAGUCUAUAAGUAAACUGAAGACUAUAAGUAAACUGAAGUCUAUAAGUAAACUGAAGACUAUAAGUAAACUGAAGUCUAUAAGUUAA
Messenger RNA from Haliotis rufescens (red abalone), 867 nucleotides. Its product is annotated as mediator of RNA polymerase II transcription subunit 15-like. NCBI's taxonomy places the organism in Eukaryota, Metazoa, Mollusca, Gastropoda, Lepetellida, Haliotidae. The transcript is spliced from 4 exons. The record is from RefSeq and is a predicted model, not a curated record.